GUUGGUGGUCCUGUCUGCCUCUCUCGGGGGACGGCUCCCUCCCCCUGCUGCCUGCGCUCCAAGUUGGGUGGACACUUCUGGGGAUGACCUGGAGACCCCGCUGGCCCUGAAGACGCAGCUGCAGGCUCUAUGCGCAGGGCAGGCGGGUGCGCGGCUCGGCGGGGCGGGGAGCGCUGGCGCGGCCAGGGCGCACGGCCCCCCUCCUGGCUGGGGCUGCACGCACGGCCGCCUGGCGCCCUUCCAGCGCGGCGCACUCACGCGGGCGGCCGAGGAGGAGGCUCCAGCCUGACUGACGCCUCUGGAGCCGCUGUCUCGCUCCCGCCGCCGCCCGGCCGGCCCCUGCAGCUACCGCGCAGCCCGAGUGCGCGGGGAGCACGCGUGGCACCGCGGGGACAGGGUCAGCCGGCCCGACCAUCCAGGGGCUUUGGAGGAAGUCAGCCCAUCUCCCAAUCUGUAUCUGUCUCCACCGCUUCCAGGAGGAAAGGCAAGCUUGUUCCUAUGACAUCGGUGGACAGGUACUUGCCGCUGACGGGCCCCGGGCCCUGCAAGCCGUGAAAGGCCUCACCCUCUGUCCCACUGCAGGAGCGCGAGGUCUGCCUCCUAUGCACCCCAGCACCCCCAUCAGCUCCCUCUUCUCCUUCACCAGCCCGGCAGUGAAGAGGCUGCUGGGCUGGAAGCAGGGGGAUGAAGAGGAGAAGUGGGCGGAGAAGGCCGUGGACUCUUUGGUGAAGAAGUUAAAGAAGAAGAAGGGAGCCAUGGAUGAGCUGGAGAGGGCGCUGAGCUGCCCUGGCCAGCCUAGCAAGUGUGUCACCAUUCCCCGGUCCCUGGAUGGACGCCUACAGGUGUCCCACCGGAAGGGGCUGCCCCACGUCAUCUACUGCCGCGUGUGGCGCUGGCCAGACCUGCAAUCUCACCAUGAGCUGAAGCCGCUGGAGUGCUGUGAGUUCCCAUUCGGCUCCAAGCAGAAGGAGGUCUGCAUCAACCCAUACCAUUACCGCCGAGUGGAGACGCCAGUUCUGCCUCCAGUGCUCGUACCGAGACACAGCGAGUACAACCCCCAGCUCAGCCUCCUGGCCAAGUUCCGAAGUGCCUCCCUGCACAGCGAACCCCUCAUGCCACACAAUGCCACCUACCCAGACUCUUUCCAGCAGUCUCUCUGUCCUGCGCCACCCUCCUCGCCAGGCCACGCGUACCCGCAGUCCCCGUGCUCCACCAGCUACACUCACUCCCCAGGAAGCCCUUCUGAGUCAGACAGUCCCUAUCAACACUCAGACUUUCGACCAGUUUGCUACGAGGAACCCCAGCACUGGUGCUCUGUCGCCUACUACGAACUAAACAACCGGGUUGGAGAGACUUUCCAGGCGUCCUCCCGGAGCGUGCUCAUAGAUGGCUUCACUGACCCCUCCAAUAACAGGAAUAGGUUCUGUCUUGGGCUUCUUUCGAACGUAAACAGAAACUCAACAAUAGAGAACACCAGGAGGCACAUUGGAAAGGGCGUGCAUUUGUACUACGUCGGGGGCGAGGUAUACGCAGAGUGCGUGAGCGACAGCAGCAUCUUUGUCCAGAGCCGGAACUGCAACUAUCAGCACGGCUUUCACCCGGCCACUGUCUGCAAGAUCCCCAGCGGCUGCAGCCUCAAGGUCUUCAACAACCAGCUCUUUGCCCAGCUGCUCGCCCAGUCAGUGCACCACGGCUUUGAAGUUGUGUACGAGCUGACCAAGAUGUGCACCAUUCGGAUGAGCUUUGUGAAGGGUUGGGGAGCCGAGUAUCAUCGCCAGGAUGUCACAAGCACCCCCUGCUGGAUUGAGAUUCAUCUUCAUGGACCACUGCAGUGGCUGGACAAAGUUCUAACUCAGAUGGGCUCCCCACAUAACCCUAUUUCUUCAGUGUCUUAACAGUCAUGUCGUCAGCUACACUUCCACAGACUAGAUGCAGGCAGUGGCUUCUAUCAGUGCAACCGGCCGCAAAUGGAAGAUUUUGGAUGCAAUGUAAAUACAUACAAUGUAUAUUAUUCACACUUUUAUCACCAUUUGUUUUGUGCUAUCUAGUUAACCUGGGGCUAGUGCUGUGUGGCUGAAGAAGCAUGUUUCCCAGGCCAAUGUUACAAUUAGAAGCCAUGUCUUUUCUGAGAGGGGAAAAUGUGUAUGAAGGGCAUUAGCAGAAUCCAAGGCCCUAAUCCAAGUUAGCUUGUUGCUAUACAGAAUGUUGUGCCCCCUAACAAAAACACAAAGCUGCUUGCCUAGGGGGAAAAAAAAGAGCACUAGAGCAAAACCCAACCAAACCCACAUAGUUUCAAAGCUCUCACUUGCAAUGUGAAUGGUAAGAAAGAAAACCAAGCUUGUUCAAUGAUCUGUGAGAUAAGCCACAGAAACUUUAUCUCUGAAGCUGAAAUGUUCAUAGCUGGGUACUUUGCAAUGUCAGGUACGUUUAAACAGAUUUAAACUGUGAUUAGAAAGGGAAAAACUGUGAAGCCUAGAGUCGUGUUGCUUUGAUCUACCACUGUUUAAAAAAGAAAGAAAAAUCAAACUAAUAAGGGAAAAAAGCCUGAGAAGAGCCAUAAUUCUAAGUGGCAGGGUUAGUCUAGAAUUCAGUCCCGGGAACACAGGGGGCUCCUGCUUCCACUAUAGAAGUCAGGUUCUAGUCUUCUGGUUCCUCCUGUCUGACCUUUCAGAUGGGAUGGCUCCCUUCCCUGUGCACACUGUGUGCACGCCUCGUGCAGCGAUGAAGCUCUAGGCUAGAAGGUCGGGAAGAACAUCACCUGCCUACCUGCCCUUUUGAACACGCCCCUAUUGGAGCCUACAAGGCUCACCCAUUACCACAUCUUUCCUCCUGGUGACAUGUCUCAGUUAAUCACAGAUGAUUAAAACGACAGCAAAGACUUGGAGACAUCACGGGAUCUUAUUUAUGUAUUAGUUAACCUGGCACACGUGUUGUUUAUCACCUGCUUACAUCUGGCAGCCUCUUCUAAAGCUAUGAAAUACAUGGAUAUAGCUUCCCAAGUGAAGUGGGAAUGUUUCAUAUGCCCUACAUUUUUGAGGCAACAGUGGUAAUGAAAAAAAGAAAGCAUCUUUAAAAAUACCUUACGUAUAUAUACAUGCAUUUAUCAGUGUGCAUGUAUUUAUUAUUAAAGCUUGUUAUUUCCUCCUUUGGAUGAUAAAGGGAAAUUUCCUCUAGAUGUCAAGGUACAUGCCACUCAUUAAUCGUCCCAUUGCUUGUAAGUUUGCUUCAUGCCCUUUGAGAAGCACAUCAUUUAAGAUGGCAUUUAAGCUUUAAAGGAUAGAGCUCCCCUAGUCUGAAUUUCCUUUGUUUAAUCUAGUCCGCAUAACAAUGCACAUGCAUUUGUUUCCCAUUCAAUUUUAUUUAAGAUAGAAAAGUUCAUGUGAAAAGUCACUCAGUGUCUACUGUAUCUAUAAAACCUAUCAUAUAAAAAACCCAUCAUAUAUCAUAUAUACAGAUCAGAAAACUCAUUACAUCUCGCACUAAAACCUUGAGCCCACUUAAGAGUCUAGAAAAACCCAAGCUUGUUGAUUCCUUAAGUCGGUCUUGUGCAUUUGUGUGUACCAGGUACAGUGGCAGGUGCUGUGUAAUCAAAUGUUUAUUAGAGGCAGUCCCCACCUCCAUGGAGCUGUAAUUCUAACAGUAAACCAUCUGCACAGACCUUGGAUCUCAGAACCUUUAAAACCCACACAUGUGAAUUUCCUUCAGCUUGAAAAAUAAUGUAAUCAAGUUCUUAGUUGUUACUAUAUUGAAAUUCUCCUCAGAACAAUUAGGUUAAUUUAUGUUUGUAUAAGUACUAAUUAAGUUUUUACGCAUCUCACCUCUUUGCAUCCCUAUUUUUCUGAUAAUUCUCUCAGCCUCUUCCUUGGAAGGCCAUUCAUAUGGCAUAUCUUCUCUGAGUACCCACCCAAGGCUACAAAGCAUUUGGCCCAGGUUUAUAACAAGCCUUUUGAUCACCUCACAGGAGGCUAAGCAUCCUCUCGCAGGAUGUAGCUUUACGGAACUAUUGAGAAGCAGAAGCUUCCAGGUGAGGUGCAUGCCUUCAAUUUCAGAGCUAGGGAGGCAGAGGCAGGUGGGUCUCCAUGAUUUCAAGGCUGGCUGUGUCUACAUAAUGUGUUCCAUGACAGUGAGGGUUACAUGGGAACCCUGUCUCAAAGCAAGACAAAACAAAAGCAGAAGCCUAAAAAACAAAACAACUUGGACUUCCUUGCAGUGUUAAGAAAUUAGACAAAAUAUCUAAGUACCUGAUACCUUUGAGAAAGGAAUCAUGACAUAGGUUCAUAUGUAUCAUCAGAGAAGUUAGCAUUGAAGAGAUGUAAGCCUUCUGCUCAUGUAACAUAGUCACAUUUUAAUCAGGUUUUUUCCCCCUUGGCUGCUAAGGGAUUGAAAAAAAAAAUCAUAAUGUAAUACUUGACUUCAGAUUUCUCUGACCAGGUGGCAAUCAUCCCAUGAAACAGACAAGUAAAACUAUGCUGCACAGUAUUGUUUUACAGGAUGAAGAGGAAAGUGGGUAGGUCACAGACAUGUGGCUCUGGGCAGGGUCAUGCAAUGGAGAACUGCACCAAUCUGGCCUGCCCACAAGACCCAGGAUGUUUAUCACCAUAUACAAGUCAGUAUUUGUGUGAGUUUUAACAAAAAUAAGACAUGAUCAGUUUGUUUCAGCUAGAUGAUGUUAACACCCCUUUCAGAAUUAAGACAUCACCUAUUAACAUACACACUUCGGUGUUUUGUUAUACAGUCAGCAAAAGUAGCAAACUACUUCGCAAUUAGAAUACUUUCAUUGUCUUCUAAGGACCGAGUUAUCCCUAUAACAACAGUAGAAAUAAUAGUAGUGAAAGCAUUGUAUAAUGCCUGCUGGACCUCAAGCUUCUGCUUAACUCUGAAUAUGCUCCAGAUAUUUAGUGUAUAUAUUUAAAAGUAAAAUAUACCGUCAUUCCACAUUGUCUUACGUGCUAGGAUUCCACAGCCAAACUGUACAAGGAAGGUAACCCUCACACGUUAAGGAAAAGCUGAAAGGAAUAUAAAACAUACCAAGAGAAGCCUUUGAUUCUCAGCAGCCUAGCCUUCUGUCCGGCAAGUGACACACACUUCUAAUUCAUUAAAAGUGAAUUAAUAUGACAAUGAUACACCUUUUGGCUUUUCUUUCAAACUCUAGAAACAAUUCUGUAUGUAUGAU
Molecule: messenger RNA, 5173 nt
Organism: Meriones unguiculatus (Mongolian gerbil)
Lineage: Eukaryota; Metazoa; Chordata; Mammalia; Rodentia; Muridae
Gene: Smad9
Product: SMAD family member 9
Exons: 6
Coding region: 603-1895 (430 amino acids)
Biological process (GO): SMAD protein signal transduction; cell differentiation; BMP signaling pathway
Cellular component (GO): heteromeric SMAD protein complex
Molecular function (GO): I-SMAD binding; DNA-binding transcription factor activity, RNA polymerase II-specific; RNA polymerase II cis-regulatory region sequence-specific DNA binding
Source: RefSeq, a predicted model, not a curated record